AUGGAGGUGGAUGGCAAAUCUGUGGUAGCAGGAUCUACGAAUGUUAUUUUUCUGUCGACUAUUUUGGGCCGAGAUGGGUCAACUUCUGUUCACAAAUGUGACUGGAAAUGCCAGAACGAGCAUGUCUGCGCGAAUAUGUAUUGCUGCAAGCUAACUGGACUCACUCACAUCUGUGACAAAAACUGUGACCAGAGGAUCCUGUAUGAUAACCAUAGCUCCCUUUGUCGAGCAAGCGGAAAGAUUUUCCCCCUUACACAAGCAGAGGAACAGGCUGUGAGAGGGGUCCGGAGGAAGCUUGAGUCAGAGAACUCUUCUGCGGACAGUUGUUCUUCUAAGCGCAGACGGGAUGCCCAGUUCCAUCCUUCUCCUUUCGAGAGAUCCUUCUCUACAGUCAGUCUGAUCUGCAGCAAAGUUGGAGAUGGCAUGGAUAUGAGCUAG
This is a messenger RNA of Prunus armeniaca (apricot), 438 nucleotides long. The record is from the annotation of a GenBank genome assembly. Lineage: Eukaryota; Viridiplantae; Streptophyta; Magnoliopsida; Rosales; Rosaceae.